UCCAUGGUAACAAUACACAAAGCGAUAGUAACAAACUGCCAAGCACUGACAGUGGAUAAAAGUGACAAAAUGGCUGCAAUGUAUGACACAGAAUCAGUCGAAGGGCCAUAUUAUCUAGAAAAAGUGUCCAUUCCAGAAGACUCUGAGGAUGGGUUUGAGUAUGAAGAGAUCAGUGUUGAAGAGGAGAGUGUGACUGAAGAAGAGAAUUUGGAAGCUGUGGCUGAAGUUCUGCGUAACCGCACUGAAGACUCUGAGUUUGUACCAGAGUGGAUACCUUCCUCAUCCCAGAAGCUACAAAGCCCCAUCCCUGAAGUCGUGGACGAUUUUCUUCGCAACUUUCUGGUGAAAAUGGGAAUGAACAGAACGUUAGAUUGCUUCCAGACAGAAUGGUAUGAGAUGCUCCAGAAAGGCACGCUCAAAACAAACCAGGUGGGAUUCGUGCCUGAUAUAUACACACACAACCAGCUGCUGGACAAUGAGCUGAAAAAUGUCCAAAGAGAGCGAGAUAGCUACAAGCACACUGCCUUCCAAGCCGGAGAGACCAUUGUGAAGCUUCAGAAGGAACGGGACUUCCACCGGCUGCAGCAUAAGCGUGUCGUGCAAGAGAAAAACAGACUGAUUGAGGACAUCCGAAGACUAAAGAAGCACUACGAGUCUUAUGCCCCUGCUUUGAAACAGCUGAAUGAGAAGUACCAGACAGCUCUGAGGCAGAAGAUGUUGGUCAGUAUUGAGAAGGACAGAGUCUCCAGUCAAGUUCAUAACCUAGACAGCGCUCUGUGUAAUGCACGCUCCUCCCCAGGAGCCCGCAGGUUUCUGAAAGAAAAUGAUUUGCAAAAUGGGCGUAGUCCAGAGCGAGGCACCAAACCAUCAGUUGAUGAGGUGGUGACUUAUGACCCUUCCAAAGACCCAACCAAGAACACUACUACUAAACAUUCAAAAGAUUCAGAGUUCCCAGCCAGCACACGCAUAAAUCCCUUCCUGCCCCAAAUAAAAGCCCUAUCUGCUCAAAACACCAAAAUAUCUGGAUUCUCUGUGACCAAGUCCAUCAAAGCCCACACUAUGGCAGUGAGCUAUCUUGCUCUCCAUCCACGCAAACUGCUUGUAGCUUCUGCAAGUGAUGAUCACCUUUGGAGGCUUUGGGGGAUGCCGGAAGGGGAGAUGAUCAUGACUGGUGAGGGUCAUACUGACUGGCUGUCUUCCUGUAGCUUCCACCCCAGUGGACACUGUCUGGCCACCACCAGUGGAGACAGCACAGUGAAGAUCUGGGACUUUGCCAAAUCCCGCUGCGUGCUGACCCUGGAAGGCCACACUCACGCCACCUGGGGAUGUUCCUUCCACUCCUGUGGGGACUUUGUAGCCUCCUGCUCCAUGGACAACACAGGCAAAGUGUGGGACCUAAACAGCGAGCGCUGCCGCUACACACUGCGGGGCCACGUCGACUCAGUGAACAGUAUUAGCUUUGUGCCCUUCUCUAACAUUCUGCUCACCUGCUCUGCUGAUAAAACCAUUUCACUGUGGGAUGCCCGUGCCGGACUCUGUGCCCAAACCUUCUACGGGCACAGGCACUCGUGCAACAGUGCGACCUUUAACGCCCUGGGAGACAUGAUUGCUUCCUGUGAUUCCUAUGGCAUCGUGAAAUUAUGGGAUGUAAGGAACAUAUCAGCCAUGAAAACUGUGGAUACCGGACCACACCCUAGCAACCAAGUGGCCUUCAGUCCAAACGGACAGGUGCUAGCAGUCGCAAGUAACGAUCAUGAGGUGAAGCUGGUGGAAGUGGCGUCUUCACAUGUGUCCAGUCUUUUAGGACAUAAUGAUGCUGUUCAGAGUGUCAUUUUUGACCAUAAAGGAGAAUACCUAUUAUCUGCUGGAUAUGAUGGUGAAAUUUUUGUCUGGUCAUAAUAAUAAGUACGUUCAUAAAAUAAGUAUGAUCUAAAAUGUUGUAUGAAAUGUAUGGUUAACAGAUGUACUAAUGUCUUACCAGACCUAGAAAGGUACUCCAUGUGGGGUUUAUUGUAUAAUAAAAAUGUACUGAAAUAAGCAAUUUCCCUCAAGUCUCCCUAGAAUACUCAAGUUACAAGAGGAGUGGAUCAU
This is a messenger RNA of Pangasianodon hypophthalmus (striped catfish), 2091 nucleotides long. RefSeq names its product sperm-associated antigen 16 protein. NCBI's taxonomy places the organism in Eukaryota, Metazoa, Chordata, Actinopteri, Siluriformes, Pangasiidae. The transcript has a single exon. Bases 4 to 1899 code for a protein of 631 amino acids. Gene Ontology annotation, biological process: axoneme assembly. Gene Ontology annotation, molecular function: protein binding. Gene Ontology annotation, cellular component: axonemal central apparatus. The record is from RefSeq and is a predicted model, not a curated record.